Diospyros lotus (date-plum) is the source of this 969-nucleotide messenger RNA. Its product is annotated as transcription factor bHLH61-like. Gene Ontology annotation, cellular component: nucleus. Gene Ontology annotation, biological process: regulation of DNA-templated transcription. NCBI's taxonomy places the organism in Eukaryota, Viridiplantae, Streptophyta, Magnoliopsida, Ericales, Ebenaceae. The coding region runs from base 61 to 537 and encodes 158 amino acids. Gene Ontology annotation, molecular function: DNA-binding transcription factor activity; sequence-specific DNA binding; protein dimerization activity. The transcript has 4 exons. The record is from RefSeq and is a predicted model, not a curated record.
GAAGAAGAAGAAGAAAGGCGAAGAGAAAUUAACUAAUUAAGCCGAUCGAUCGAAAGUAAUAUGGUUUCUAGGGAACACAAGCGCGCAGCUGCCCUGCAUGAGAAGCUGCACCUGCUUCGUUCCAUUACUAACUCUCAUGCACUAGAGGAAACCUCAAUCAUCUUAGAUGCAUCAAAGUACAUAGGGGAGCUGAAACGCAAGGUGGAAAGACUGAAUCAAGAUAUCGAGACGGCGCAAAGCUCGAGUGAUCAAGAUUCUGUGCAGGAGGUUACAGUGGAAACCCUAGCCAAGGGCUACCUAAUUAAUGUAAUCUCAGAGAAAAGUUGCCCCGGCCUGCUUGUCUCGGUUCUUGAAGCUUUUGAAGAUCUGGGCCUUAAUGUGCAGGAAGCUAGGAUCUCUUGUGCCAAUAGUUUUCAACUCGAAGCGGUUGGAGGAGAAAUAAAUGAAGACAAUGAAGAAAGGGUUGAUGCCCAAGUGGUAAAGGAAGCAGUGUCUCAGGCUGUCAAGAACUGGAGCCAAACCAGUGAGCAAGAUUAAUCAAAUUAUAUAUGAUCAUUCCUUUCUCCCUCCUCCUCUAUCUGCCUCUUCUCUUCUUAGGUUGCCGGUGCUGUUAAUCAAAUUAAAGGAAUCGGUUUUUCUGAAGUCAGUUGCCAGAGAUCGGGAUUAUUCAGCAACAAAAGUAGUAAUACGAAAAAAAGAAGAAAAAAAAGUUUGCUAGAGGAUCGAAGAUCACAAGUUUCUGUUCAAGUUCAAAUUGAAGAGGCAAGCACCCUAAUAUAUAUGCUUAAGAAUCUUCAUUUCAAUGUGUCAAAUUAAGGCGAAGGGAUAGCAAGAUUAAUCGUCGAUGAGUAUUAACUAAUAAUGAGUCCUAGUGCAAAUGCUAGGAAACUCAGUCGGUUCGGCUUCUGAUGUAACAAGUGUGGUAUAAUGCAAUCAAAGGAAUUAAUUAAUCCACUUCCCUUGUGCAAA